Messenger RNA from Phyllostomus hastatus (greater spear-nosed bat), 839 nucleotides. It is a transcript of the gene EIF4EBP1, whose product is annotated as eukaryotic translation initiation factor 4E binding protein 1. The record is from RefSeq and is a predicted model, not a curated record. NCBI's taxonomy places the organism in Eukaryota, Metazoa, Chordata, Mammalia, Chiroptera, Phyllostomidae. The transcript is spliced from 3 exons. Gene Ontology annotation, molecular function: eukaryotic initiation factor 4E binding. Gene Ontology annotation, cellular component: cytoplasm. Bases 70 to 426 code for a protein of 118 amino acids. Gene Ontology annotation, biological process: negative regulation of translational initiation.
AGUAGGCGGGGCGAGGCUGGAGCCGUAGGAGGGCCACGCUCUGGCUGCUGGCACAGUGCGCGGGAGACCAUGUCCGGGGGCAGCAGCUGCAGCCAGACCCCAAGCCGGGCCAUCCCCGCCACUCAUCGGGUGGUCCUCAGCGACGGUGUGCAGCUGCCCCCCGGGGACUACAGCACCACCCCCGGCGGCACGCUCUUCAGCACUACGCCGGGAGGUACCAGGAUCAUCUACGACCGGAAGUUCCUGAUGGAGUGUCGGAAUUCACCUGUGACCAAAACACCCCCACGGGACCUGCCCACCAUUCCGGGGGUCACCAGCCCUGUAAGCGAUGAGCCCCCCACGGAAGCCAGCCAGAACCACCUGCAAAACAGCCCCGAAGAAAAGCCAGCAGGCGGUGACGAAUCACAGUUUGAGAUGGACAUUUAAGGGACCAGCCACCAGAUCGAGCAAUGCCUCUGGGCCCCUCUGGCUCUUCUCUCGAGAGAAGAGUCACACCAGCCAGUCAUCAUCCUGGGCAGGCAUUGGGUAUGGGGUCGACCGCCCCAGUCCUCUGCCCCCUCAGUCAGGGCACCUGCUCCCCCUUCCUCUUGGCAAACACCAGCAGAUACCUCUAUGUGCCUCCACUCAUGCGGGAGCUGGCACCCCAAGGGGAGUGACUCUUGAGCACACACCCUGCAGCCUGGGGCCAGGAAGCGGACUUGGAAGAGCCAUUCUGGAUGAUCACGGCUCUUCCUCUGAAGGCAUACCCACCCCUUCCUUACAUUACUGUGCCUGGGAAACUUCCCCUCCCCCUGCUUCCCCAAGAGAGGAAAUAAAAGCCACCUUCGCCCCAGGGCCAA